CUUCCCCCAAAUCUCCAACUCCUCCCAUGCUGCAGACUGGGUUAAAGGAUUGCCUGUGGCUUCCCCAUGCAUCUUCCCACAGCCAUGGGAAAGGCAGCACAGAAAGCCUUCUCCGUGAGUACGGGAUGCAGUGACAAAAAUCUUCCUCCUGGGUGCCCUGAGGAUAUCCAGAGCCUUGGAUGGGCUCAGGUCCCCUCUAUCGCUCCCACCAAGUUGACAGCUCGCGCCGCGGCCUCCAGCCGCCUUUGCCGCCAUUCCGCCAGGCCUGCGGGAAGCCCUCAGGAGCAUCCCGAGCUGCAGCUGCCGGCCUGGGGAAGCAGUGCCUGUGGAGGAGGGCCUGUGGCUCCAGCAGCAGCAGCGGAGGAGGAGCCGGAGCCCUUCCAGCUCCGUUCCAGCUCCGUUCCAGCUCCGUUCCAGCUCCGUUCCAGCGGGCUGUUCGCUCCCGAGGCUGCGCGGGGAGCGGGUCGCGGCUCGGCCCCGCCGUGCCCGGGUUUGCAACAAUGGUAAAGGAAGCUGUAAAUGACAGUGACGAUUCUGAACCGUCAGUAUGUGAGAGAAAUGGCAUGAUUCACAUGCAUGAGCAAAGUGAGCAGGGACCCACAGCAGAUGCCAAAGGUACUGAUGGAAACGUACAAACAGAAGAAACUGCUCUCUUGAACCACUGCACUCAGCAACCUCCAGAACCACCAGCAGGGUCUCCAAUACCUGCAAGAACAUGGAGGCAAAUAUUUGCUUGUCCUCCUCAGGGUUUACUAGCCCAAACAGUGACAAAUGUUGCAUUUGUGGUCCUGGUCUGGGCUGUGGUUUGGUCCAUAACUGGGGCUGAGUGUCUCCCAGGUGGAAAUCUCUUUGGAAUUCUGUUUCUUUAUUUCUUUGCUGUCAUCGGAGGUAAAAUUUUUGGAUUCAUUAAAAUACGAACACUACCCCCUCUUCCUGCUCUUCUGGGGAUGCUACUUGCUGGUUUCCUAAUCCGAAACACUCCAUUCAUCAGUGACUUUGUCCAGAUAAACCUACACUGGUCUGCAGCACUGAGGAAUAUUGCUCUUUCCAUUAUCUUGACCCGAGCAGGACUCGGCCUGGAUCCAAAGGCUCUUAAGAAGCUCAAAGCUGUCUGUUUACGGCUUGCUUUCGGACCAUGCCUCUCAGAAACAGGCACAGCUACUGUCCUCGCCUGCUUGUUCCUGCAUUUGCCAUGGCAAUGGGGAUUUAUCUUAGGUUUUGUUCUAGGUGCAGUCUCCCCUGCCGUGGUGGUUCCCUCCAUGCUGAUUUUACAAGCUGGGGGAUACGGGGUGGAGAAAGGUGUCCCAACUUUGCUAAUGGCAGCUGGCAGCAUCGACGACAUUCUGGCUAUCACAGGCUUCAACACUUGCCUUGGGAUGGCUUUCUCUUCUGGUUCUACUCUGUACAAUGUGCUCCGUGGAGUGCUCGAGGUCGCUGUUGGCAUAGCAGCUGGGGGAAUUCUGGGAAUGUUCAUUCGAUAUUUCCCAAGCCAUGACCAGGCAUCUUUGGCAUGGAAGAGAUCAUAUUUUGUACUUGGACUGUCCAUGUUUGCUGUUUUUGGCAGCAUCUACUUUGGCUUCCCUGGAUCAGGAGGGCUCUGCACAUUAGUCUUGGCUUUUGUUGCAGGUGUGGGAUGGUCUGAUGAAAAGAGGGAAAUAGAAAAAAUUGUGGCAGUUGCAUGGAAUAUCUUUCAACCUUUUCUUUUUGGUUUAAUUGGAGCAGGAGUAUCCAUUACAUCUCUUAGGCCUGAAACUGUUGGGCUCUGUGUUGCUAUAUUAGGCAUUGCCCUAGUUGUGCGAAUCGUAGCAACGUUCCUGAUGGUGUCUUUUGCUGGGUUUAAUUUCAAGGAGAAGGUAUUUGUCUCACUGGCAUGGAUUCCCAAAGCCACUGUCCAGGCUGCAAUAGGUUCUCUUGCCCUGGAUACAGCAAGACAACAUCAAGAUGAGCAACUGGAAAAGUAUGGAAUGGAUGUACUGACAGUAGCUUUCUUGGCUAUCUUGAUCACUGCCCCAGUUGGAGCCCUGGUUAUCGGCUUGGCAGGACCCAGACUUUUGCAGAAGUCUCUGACAAAUAGCAAGGAGGAUGAGGAAGGUGCGGAGGUUGGAGAAGAGGCAGAGGCCUGUGAACCUUCAUAAGACAGACAACUACAGCAGUCUGCUCCUUCAACCCUGACACUUUUGUUGAGUAAAGAUGUCACCUCUCUAAUCCUGCUGGAGGAACCUAAAACUAUCAGUUACCCCUGCUAUUUUUAAAGCAGCCCUGGUGGAGUUCUAUAAAAUAGUUUUAUGUGAUGAUGGUGCCUUGAGAUGAAAUAGCUGAACAUACAGUGAAUAAGAUGACCUGGCAGUGAGUCACUGAGAAGUUAGCAGUCAAGAGUUACUUGAAAUGUGUGGGUGGUGAGGCCAAGGAGAGGGUCAGAAUUGUUGAGGCAUAGAGUAGAGUCAUGAGGAAGAAUAUAAACAGAGAAAAAUGGAGACUAAUGUGAAUAACUUCUUGAUGGUUGAAACUGGGCUGUGAGAUGGCAAGUUCCAACUCAAAGAAAGCAACUUCCAAGUAAGAGAUUGCUGACACAUAGUGAACUAAUCCUGCCAUGGGUUGGUGAUUCCGUGUCCUUCCUCAUUUGUGUUCCAAAACUUGCCUUUUCCUAUGGCUAUUCUUCCUCAUGGCCGAGGCAUUCUUUUGUGCCUUCAAGGACUGUCAGCUCUGGUUGUAGCAAGGAACAGCAAAUGGCACUUAGAUGCUCAAAGAGACAGCUGGGGCCAUCACAGACUGUGGUAAUAGAGAUGUUGAUGCCAGCAGAAAAAAGGAGAGAGCCUGAAAAUGAGAUGAGGGUUGUGGGAUGGCUAUAAGGACUGGGGGAGGGUUGUAUGAGAUUGGGAUGGCUGCUUCACCUGUGUACCUCAGCCUUCACACAACAUGAUGUCCUACAGCCAGGAGUAAACUCUGUUAAUCAAAAUGUAAACUCUGUUGAUCAAAAUCCUGCUCUUGCCUUUUAGGUUUGGUACAGCUGACAGAUACCAGUAAAUCUGUCUGGCUCUGCUAUGUUUUGUACAAGUAACAAGCUCCAAGUAAGUUGUUAGUAAUUCCAUUCGGAGGCAUAGAGUCAGUACAGCAUCCCUCAGAAGCUGGAAUUUACUUAUAUACAUUUUUGGAAAGGCUGUUAGGUUGUGCCUGUAACUGAGGCAGACAGCACUAGCCUGCAGAUUUCUACACUACAGUUCACUGAACUCAUUUUACAGGUUACUGUGUAAAAUACAUUUGAUGGUGUAUAGAUUUUGGCAUUAGUAAGAACUAAUAAUUUCUAUUUUAGCUUUUAAAUUUUAAUAUGCAAAACAAAAAAUAUACAAAAAUACUUUUAACUACUUAAAUACUUCUAAUGUUGACAUUGUACUAUUUGCAGAGAGUCAUAUGUCAUGAUGAGCUGUAUACAGCUCAGCAUGCAUGCCUUUUUAUAAGCCUUACUCUCUAAGCAAAAAGAAAGCUGCCUGAGAAAUACUUAGAUUUCAUAGCCUGCAGUUCCAGCACAAUGAUAAAAAUAUCGGGAAAUUUUUCAGCAAGUUUACCCUUAAUAAUUGUCAAGUACAUUAUAUUUUUCUAACUAUGUACACUGCUGUUCUCUGCUUCCUCGGGAAUGUACCAUCUUUAGUUCAGUUCAAGUUUGUCUCCUGAAAGGAAGAUGCUUUGAAAUGGCACUGGAUAGGUUUGAAGCUGGAGCAGUGGUUAAGGGUGCUAUGCUUGAUUGUUAUUGACAUACCUGGACUUCUGUGCCUGUUCUGCCUACUUCACGUGCAUUCCUGGUGGCCCCCUGGCCCAGUCCUGUUCAGUAUCUUUACUGAUGAUCAGGAUAAAGGGAUUGUGUGCACCCCCAGUAAAUUCAUGGACAACACAAAGUUGGGUGGCAAUGUUGAUCUGCUGGAGGGCAGGAAGUCUCUGCAGGGGAUCUGGACCGGCUGGAUCAAUGGGCUGAGACCAAUGGAACGAGGUUCAUUCAACAAGGCCAAGUGCCAAGUCCUGCCCCUGGGUCACAGCAACCCCAGGCUGUGCUGCAGGCUGGGGACAGUUGCUGGGAAGCUGUCCAUGGAAAAGGACCUGGGGGGACCGGUCAGCUGGCUGAGCAUGGGGCUCAGGGGGCACCGCACUGCUCUACAACCCCUGACAGGAGGGGGUAGCCAGGUGGGGGUCGGCCUCUUCUCCCACACAACCAGUGGCAGGAUGAGCGGACUUAAGCUUUACCAGGGGAAGUUUAAGUUGGACAUUAGAAGGAAUUUCUUCACAGAAAGUGUUGUUGAACAGUGGAGUGGACUGCCCAGCAAGGUGGUAGAAUCAUCUUCCCUGAAGGUGUUUAAGCAAAGACUUGACAUGGCACUGAGAAUCAUGCUCUGGUUGACAUGGUGGUCAUAGGUUGGAUUCAAUUAUCUCAGAGGUCUUUUUCAACCUCACUGAUUCUAUGAUUUUGUGAAAUACAUGUAGUUUUAAUAGGAGAUUAAGUAUUUGGAAAUUGUAAUGUUGAUAAAGCUAACUGACAAGAUAAGGAAAUACAGUGUUCAGUUCAUCAGUGACUGUCUAUAAAAUAGUUCUACUUGAGUAAAACUUACAGGAGUUCACUAUUUGGUAAAGUUUUAUUAAAAGUAGAAUCCUCCCCCAGGGAUUACUAUGCCAAAUUUGGAAUGUGUUCAAUAACAGAAGUGUGAUGAUGUAAGGAUUACAGCCCUUUAAAUUUGGACACAACCUUAAGUACAAAAGCAAAACUCUGAUGAAAAGCUUUUGUUUGUGAUAGCCUCUAAUACUUCCUCACCAGCAAAACAUCAUCUCAUAAAUGGGAUUUACUGUUCCCUUAACCUCAGUGCAUCCUCAAUUAUACAUUAGGUCACUUACACAAUUCUGAGUGCCUGAAUAAGCUAUACUAACGAAAACUUGUCUUUUUUGCUAAUCUAAGUGAGAUUUAAUAAUUUUUCUUUCCCUGCCAUUUUACGUGGGUAUUUCUCAUGAGACCCCCUUCCCCCAGCUUUUAUUAAAACUUCAAAAAGUAUCAGACUGGAGCUAUUACACAGACCUGCAGAUCUAAAAUUAAGAGCUUUAAUGCUUUAUAAUGUUCCCUCUCCUUGUCUUCCAGAAAGGAAGAAAACACUUGCAUAUUUUCAUUAAACAAUAUAUAAGGACUUAAAACUUGAGACUGGGUUUUUUAGUAUCAUGACAGCUAUUUUUAAAUAGCAACUAACUUUGAGAGAUUCAAUUUCAGUUUUUAUCAGAGUACGGGUGAAGCAUGACAUACAUUAAAGACCACCUCCCUUUUAACAAAAUGCCAUGAAAAUCAUUACAGAAUAAGGCAUAAAUUCAAGCCAAUAAAAUCAUUAUGCCAUGGUAGGCUCUUAUUUGCAGGAAAUAAAAUUAGAGCACAAUGUGCAGUAAGUGAUAACCAGAGUCCCACUGUCAUGCAGACAUAAUCACAGGCAUGGUGUGGAGGAACUGUUCCAGAAGGUUCACAAGAACCUCUGCAGCAGAAAGAUCUGACAGCAGAGUGUUCCCAGCAGCCAGCAUGUGCAAAUUACAGCAGGCAGCAUAUGGGAGAAGACAGAAAUUGUCUAUCUGCAAGCCGGGAGUCGCACAGGCCAGGGGAUGUGGUGAUGAUGAUGUGAUUAUAAUCACAGCUUACUCUGUCUUUUGCAGCCAACUGAGCUUUUUAUGGAAUUUAAACUCAAGUCUAAAAUUAACUGUGAAACAGCCAUGGUGUGUUGCAGCCACAAAAUGGAUGAUAGUUUCUGCAUCUUGCUUUUUAAAUAAAGAGUGCAAGAGAAA
Molecule: messenger RNA, 5796 nt
Organism: Catharus ustulatus (Swainson's thrush)
Lineage: Eukaryota; Metazoa; Chordata; Aves; Passeriformes; Turdidae
Gene: SLC9B2
Product: solute carrier family 9 member B2
Exons: 12
Coding region: 180-2135 (651 amino acids)
Biological process (GO): proton transmembrane transport
Cellular component (GO): membrane
Molecular function (GO): antiporter activity
Source: RefSeq, a predicted model, not a curated record